GGCCCGGGAGGCAGCGGGGCGGGGCGGAGCGGAGCGUCCCCUUCACCGCAGAACUACAACUCCCAGCGUGCCCCGCGGCCGCCGCCGUGUCGCGUGUCCGCUGGGAGGAUGGUGACAGCGGGAGGAUGGAGUCCGUUUUAUCCAAGUGUGAAAACCAGACCACUGUCUUAUCGGAAUACCUAGAAGAAUUUCCAGAAACAGAUGGGUCAGUGUGGAUUUUGGGAAGGCAAUACCACCUUAAGACAGACAAAUCUAAAUUAUUGUUGGAUAUAAGUGCUCGUCUGUGGUUUACAUACAGAAGAAAAUUUUCACCAAUUGGAGGCACAGGCCCUUCAUCCGAUACUGGCUGGGGAUGCAUGCUGCGAUGUGGACAGAUGAUGCUGGCACAGGCCCUGAUUUGCAGGCAUUUAGGAAGGGACUGGCAGUGGGAGACACACAAAAAACAACCUGAGGAAUAUCACAAGAUCCUGCGAUGCUUCAUAGACAGAAAAGAUUGCUGUUAUUCUAUCCACCAAAUGGCACAGAUGGGUGUAGGAGAGGGGAAGUCGAUUGGAGAAUGGUUUGGACCAAAUACAGUUGCACAAGUGCUAAAAAAGCUUGCUUUAUUUGAUGAAUGGAAUUCCUUAGCAGUUUAUGUAUCUAUGGACAACACUGUGGUCAUUGAAGACAUCAAAAAAAUGUGUUGGUGCCCUCCUCAGAGCAGCAGUGCUGCACGUGGCAGCACAUUCUCACACAGAAGUGCUCUCAGUCAAAACAAGAACACAGCAGGGUUUUGCUCAGGCUGGAAACCUCUUUUGCUCAUUAUACCUCUACGACUGGGGAUAAAUCACAUCAAUCCGAUUUAUAUUGAUGCUUUUAAAGAAUGUUUUAAGAUGCCACAUUCUUUGGGGGCAUUAGGAGGGAAACCAAAUAAUGCCUACUAUUUCAUAGGAUUUUUAGGAAAUGAGCUGAUCUAUUUGGAUCCUCACACCACUCAGAUUUUUGUAGAUUUGGAGGAAAACGGUACGGUUGAUGACCAGAGCUUCCAUUGUCAGCAGACCCCACAUCGAAUGAAGAUCAUGAAUUUGGAUCCCUCCGUAGCAUUGGGCUUCUUUUGUAAAGAAGAAAAAGACUUUGAUAACUGGUGUAGUCUUGUACAAAAGGAGAUUCUGAAGCAGCAGAGUCUUCGGAUGUUUGAGUUAGUCCAAAAUCAUCCAGCCCAUUGGCCUCCUUUCGUACCUCCAGCAAAACCAGAAGUGACGACGUCAGGAGCAGAACUUAUUGAAUCUACUGAUAAACUGCUUGAGUUGGAAGAAGAAUUUGAAAUCCUGAGUGUAUGAAGGAAGCCAUGGUGAUUUUUUCUGUGUUGAACAUAUUGCAUUGACUUCAGACAAACAGCCAUUCUAGCCCACAAGUGCCUGAAAUUAUGGACAACAGAGCACAAAACCAUAGCAGUAUCCAAAACUCAGAAAGUGACAGUUUAACAAGAUCUUCCCUGGGUGGAAAGAGAAGCAAAGAUCCCAUUGUCAGACACUUCAAGGGAAUCUCUGCUUCCAGCAUGCAUCUUAUUUGAAGACAAAUGGACCUUUUGAGAUGAAGGCAAAAACAAUAUAUUAAAGUAAAGACUAUGGUUUAUCACUGGGCUCUACCUUGAAGGAAGGGAUGACUCAAAUGGCUAUUCUUGCUCUCGUAUGCAAUUGUGUAGUCCUUAAAAAAAGCAAAAUGGCUUUGAGUUAAGGGAGGACGUUUACUUCUGUUCCCUCCUGUGGGCUGCAUCAUAGGAAUAAAUUCAUCAUCUUGUUUAAAAGAUCAACUGGAUCAGGAGAAAAUUGUUUCCUUGUUAAAUAUUUUAACAUGUAUUUGAGCAACCACACUUAUUACACAAAUGUUUCUGUAAAAGGAACUAUGUCUAAUGUGUACAUUUGGAAUAGCCUUCCUGUUUCUGGGAGACCUAAAACAAACAGGAGACUCAAUUAGUUGAUAUAGAUCACGAUCACUGCUAUAGUUACGACAUAUUUCACCUGGACCUUAAAACUUAGGUGGUUGAUUUUUGUUAAAACAAGAAGUCAAAAGGUGGUUUUUUUUAAAACUGUAUCUUAUUUAUUUUAAAAUAGAUUUAUUUACACAAGUUUCUCUGUAACAGCACUUUAUCUGUGCAUCUAAUAAAUUUCUUAAGCUUUU
This is a messenger RNA of Mauremys mutica (yellowpond turtle), 2160 nucleotides long. RefSeq names its product autophagy related 4A cysteine peptidase (gene ATG4A). NCBI's taxonomy places the organism in Eukaryota, Metazoa, Chordata, Testudines, Geoemydidae. Gene Ontology annotation, molecular function: protein-phosphatidylethanolamide deconjugating activity. The record is from RefSeq and is a predicted model, not a curated record. The transcript is spliced from 13 exons. Bases 126 to 1319 code for a protein of 397 amino acids.